This is a messenger RNA of Thrips palmi, 4903 nucleotides long. Its product is annotated as zinc finger protein 773-like. Lineage: Eukaryota; Metazoa; Arthropoda; Insecta; Thysanoptera; Thripidae. Gene Ontology annotation, biological process: regulation of transcription by RNA polymerase II. The coding region runs from base 538 to 2706 and encodes 722 amino acids. The transcript is spliced from 8 exons. Gene Ontology annotation, molecular function: DNA-binding transcription activator activity, RNA polymerase II-specific; RNA polymerase II cis-regulatory region sequence-specific DNA binding. Gene Ontology annotation, cellular component: nucleus. The record is from RefSeq and is a predicted model, not a curated record.
AACAGACUUUGGACUUCAAAGAAAUGACGGGGAAAACACCUGACUUCAAACCAGUUCAAAUUUGCCGCAUUUUGAUGCGUAAGUGGCGCCCUCACACAAACAAAACUCAAAGCAGAAGGCGCCUUCUCGAAAACCCCCAUAACGAUCUACGCAAAACAAGAGUUUGUGUUUGUACACAUUGUGCGCUGCAAGUGCAAGAUUGUGUUUCUGUUUGGUUCACAGGGAUUUGUCUCAACUAAAUGCUGUUAAUGGACGUGCACGUCUGUCCAUGAACAUGCUUAGUAUUUCCCCUUGAACGUUUUGAGAACGCCUAUCGGCUCCAUGGCUUGGCUUUAGAGCGAACCAUGCUGCCUGUUUGGACACUACAGAACCUCUCUGUCGUCUCAUAUUUAUUCGCUGCAGUGCUUUCUUAUCAGGACAUUUCUAUUAAAUAGUUAAAGGAAUCCCUUCCUGCGCCUAUUCAUCUUUUUCUUCUCAACACGAUUGCUGUAGCAUUGCCACCCUGUUUCCCAAAACUUUGACUGCACUUUGUCAAAAAUGGAGCAGCCACCUGAUUGUAAGGACGAGUUACAGGCUACUGAUGAUCAUGGCCCUAUUUCAAUAGUGAUGGUGACUGCCGAUCAGGCUCAGGAAAUGUCUAACCAAAUUCAGUCAUCCGAAAACAAUGUAGAAGUGGAAGUUUCACAAGCAGAUGAGAUUCAACAUGUGCUUCAGCGAAAUCUAACCUGGGCAACAGUUGAUGAUGCUUCACGUUUGGAUGGCGCUAGUGUAGUGUCCUUGGCUGGACAUGAAGGUAGUGUCAUUGUUUUAGGGAAAAUGGAAAAUGGUCAGAUUGUUACACAUCGAGAUGAUGGCCAAGACAUUCUUCUCAUGGUGGAAUUGAAGUACAAAGAUGUUCUGCUGCAGGACUUACAAAAUCAAGCUCAAAAUCAGAUCCAGCCGCAAGCUGAUUCAGCUCACCUAAAGCAACAUGCCAUCACAUAUGCUGCUCCUACUAAGUCGCGGGUCAUUAAUUAUGUUUCCGAACCUCAAUCUAACGGUCUCAUUAAGGCAGCUCCUCAAUUGGCUUUUACAACUGAGGCGCAAGGAAUUGCUUCAAAUGCCCAUACUGUCGCGUACACUGAAGAUGAGACUCCCAUCACUCUUGGCAAAACUCAUGUCCUAGCAUAUGAUGCGCAAGGGAAUGCUCAAACCAUUGCUUACCCUGGUCUUCAACCACUGACUCUAGCUAAAGGCCAGACCAUCAGUUACAUUACCGAUGGAACAACUUUACCCUCAACGUCACAAUUUGCUGACAGUUCCACUGUCCUUGCUAAAGAUCAGACCUUAACAUUUUCCACUGGAGGAGCUUCUCUUGGAUCCAAUACUCAUGUAAUAUCUUUUGUACCAGAGGGUGCUUUGGGCCGUUCUCAGAUAAUAGAGUAUACCACUGAUGAUAUUGUUGAUGGAAAGGUAACAUUUAGCCACAUAGAAAACUCUGCCUCUCCUAAAAUAGAAAGUAUAGUGUUUGAGGACAGUUUAUCAGAGAGUAUGGGUGAGACAAUCACAGGAGAUAUCAAUGAUGGUGACCCUGCAAAAAAGGGAGCUUCUGAAAAAGGCUUGAAACCAUUUCCAUGCAGUGCGUGUCCCAAGAGGUUCAUGCGACGGACGAACUUGCGGGCCCACAUGGCGCAGCACAGCGACGCCCGGCCACACAUCUGCGACACCUGUGGGAAAAGUUUUGCCAUGAGGUGGGACCUUACUCUGCAUGCCCGUUUACACACGAGCCUUUAUCAAUGUGAUAUUUGUGGUAAAUCCUUCUCUGGGAAAGGUAAACUGGAUAGACACCGGAGAGUCCAUUCUGGAGAGCGCCCAUUUUCAUGCAUCACUUGCAACAAGGCAUUCUCGGACAAACACAACCUAGAAGCCCAUAUUAAAACACAUUCAGAUCAACGGCCGUACACCUGUGCUGUGUGCGCGCGCUCAUUUCGAUCCAGGUCACAUCUCCGUGCUCACCGAAGAGUUCAUAGUCAGGACACUCCCUUUACCUGUCAUCUGUGUGGAAAGUCUUUUAAAUGGAAAGCAAAUUUAAAUUUACAUCUUAAGGUGCACAAUGGAGAACGGGUGAAAUGUGAUAAGUGUGGAAGGGAGUUUGCCCGAAGAGGAGAUUUAGUGCGACAUCGGCGCUCCCAUGAGGGCCUUCGUCCGCAUUCUUGCACUCUCUGCCCUCGAACAUACGCCGACAGAGCUGCUCUCAACAAACACUUAAAAAGUCAUCAAGAGCAUAGACCAUUCACCUGCGAUAUUUGUAACAAGAGUUUCCACUUUUUGUGGUACUUAAAUGCCCACAAGAAGAUGCAUUUGGAAGAGAAGCGGUACAAAUGCCAUUUGUGUGAAAAGGAGUUUAUGAAAAAGGGAGGUCUUACUGCACAUCAAAAAAUACACAACUCUUAUAUUUUAGAAGAGGAGAAGCCUGAUGGUGUUGUUGGUGUAUCUGGAACUGAAAGCAAUUCUUUAGAAGGGGUGGAAAUCAUCCACACUGCACCUCUAGAGCCAGUCGUAAGAAUGAAGGUUGAAGAUGGAAUGGCUGAUAUAAAGAUGGAUUUGAGCCACGUUUCUGCACUGAACUCCAACUCAGAUUCUGUUGGAGUAGUAAUGAGUACCUUAGAAGUAGUGAAUCCAGACACAGUUGUUGAUUCCUCACUGUUAAAUGAUGCCAAUUUGUGAUUUGUGGUUGCCUAUUAAGUGCACCUAGAGUAAGGAUACAUAAAUAUAUGAGCAACUUUAUUUUAAAACUUUGUACAAAGCUUUGAUAUUUAUUUGCUCUAGUAUUAGAACUUUAUAUCUUAUGACAUAUUCUCUACUUUAUGGGCAAGGCUGUGAUCAUAAUCACUCACUCCAUUGUUCAUCUCCACUCCCACCCCACCUUAGUGAUAAUUAAUAAUAAAUGAUGAUCCAGUAUCUUCUCUCCAAUUUUGUACUUUGAUUUUGUUAUAUUAUUUUAAAAUAUUGUCUUUUGUUCUUAAAAGUGUCCAUUGUUCUUUUAGAACCUGUUGAUCUAACGUUUUUUUAUUUUGCAUUCUCAAAAUCCAUUACAGAAUCAAAACUUAAUCAAAGGAAAACGGUAUUCUGGUUGCAGUUUAAUGCUUGUGAAUUAUAUUUUGUAAGGCAGGAACCUUAAAUGGUUGUGAUAUUUAUUAGGGGGCACUAAUCUGUUUCUUCUCUGUUUUGUGUUGAAAUUUUUAUGUUAUUGGAUGAAAAAUCUAUACUGCCAUCAAGGCACGCAUUGACAAACAAAAAUAGUCUGUGAUUUUCCUUUUACAUACAUUUAAGUCGAUGUUAUGUGCUUCACUACAUACUUUUGUUCUUGUCUUCCAGCGAAGGUGUCUCAAAAUUUGGUUUGGAACCGUCCUGUUUCAAAGGAGCUAAUCAUUUCUAAAUGUCUCAGUAGUCAUUUUCUAGAUUCACAGUAAAAAAUUUCCUUGGCUAACCUUGUAAUAUAUGGUUAGUGGCUACAUAGUAUAUAACAAGAACCAUGUUAAAUAAUUUAUGUGUUCUGCAAUGUGAGAGUGAGUUUCCCUCAUAUUUUGGUUUUGAUCUGCCUUGAUCCCUGUAUUUUUCCCUCUCUGCUGUAAAUUAGGCAGUAAAGAAAGGUAUUUUCUUAAAACCCCUAUGAUUGUGAUGUUCAUUCUGUUAGAAGCUUUUCCUUGUCCAGUGUGAAAAUUUUGAAUUCAAAUCUGAUUCCACAUAUUUUAUUUGAUUAGCUCUGUUUGUAUUCUACCCAUCACUUAUAUUGUGUUUAUUUAUUAUAGCGUUGCAGAAUUUUAAAUUAAGCAUCACUCUACACCUUGUCUCAUGACGUGGUCCCUUUUGAAAAUGAAGGGGGUUAUUGAAUGUAAUUCGUUUUACAGUCUAAAGUAUUAUUUAGAAUAUAGUCUGAAUUAGGCAGCAAUGUGAAGACCUGAAUUUGCCAAUCGCAAGUCUUUUCCUAAUAUCUGUGUAACUGUUGGUAAUAGUGUUUACUACUACAGUAUGUGUUUAUCUCAUGUCCUAAUACUGGUUCAUUGUUUGUGAAUCUUAGUAUUCUGGAGUGUGAUGAGUACUAUUUGCUUCUGUGAGAUAUUGUAGCUAAGGAAAAGGAAAUGUGGUUGUGGUGUAGUAAACAAAAAUGUAGAAGGGAAUUUGGUGCUGACUGUUUUUCCUGCUACCAUGCUUUGUGAUUUUUUUCCUUUACGGUGCUAGUGUUUGUGUAAAGUUAGAUGAAUCCCUGUAUGCAUUUUGUACUUCUCAAUACAUUUAUUCUUUUUUUUUUUUUUCGUUUUGUCUGAGGUGUAAGUAGUUAACAGUAUGCUCUGUUUACAAAUGGUUAGCAGCAUGUUUUCAAGUUUUUUCAGGUUUUCAAGUACAUGGAUUCCUUCACAGCUCAGCAGUCUUUGCCAGUUCAUUUUUCAAAUUUUCAGAUCAAUCAUAAGCUUCCACUUUAUGUGCUGAAUUGUAAUUAUGACUUUAUUGUUAGAUAUUUCCUAUCGAUACUAUCUACUGGGUGAUAUGUUUUUUCUGUUAUGACUUUGAUUUAAUGUAAUCAAGGCUUAGUUUAUUACUAGGUUUCAAGCCUGAGGGGGAUGAACAUGUUAGACUAUGACUCAUUGUUUUAAUUUAAUGAAACACUACUUAAGCUUGUUAACUGAUGUGGAUCAUUCCAUUGACUGUUACAUCAAUGAUAUUUGUGGACUUGACUUUUGGUUCAUGUUUGUGUGUAUAUUUUUAUUUAUGUCCCACAACAUUUUUCUUUCUUAAGUAAUUUGAAACUUGGUUUGUAUUGUGUCAGUAUGGUGAUAAUAGUGUACAACAGUAAUGUGUGUGAAAGGAAGUUUGUUUUGGGACGUUAUAAUUCAUAUUGAAUUAUAGUUGAUUUAUAAGGAAA